AUGGCGGAGGCGGGCGCGGGGAGCCCGCACGGCGGGGACGCGGCGCCGCCGGGGCCGCCCGAGGAGCAGGAGCUGAGCCGGCGCCUCCGCCGCCUCUACCCCGCCGUCAACCAGGACGAGACGCCGCUGCCGCGCUCCUGGAGCCCCAAGGACAAGUACAACUACAUCGGCCUCUCGCAAGGCAACCUGCGCGUCCACUACAAAGGUCACGGUAAAAAUCACAAAGAUGCUGCCUCGGUCAGGGCCACUCACCCCAUCCCUGCAGCUUGUGGCAUUUAUUACUUUGAAGUGAAGAUCGUCAGUAAAGGUAGAGAUGGGUACAUGGGAAUAGGACUUUCUGCUCAAGGAGUCAACAUGAACAGGCUUCCUGGAUGGGAUAAACAUUCUUAUGGGUACCAUGGAGAUGAUGGGCACUCCUUCUGUUCCUCGGGGACAGGGCAGCCCUACGGCCCCACGUUCACCACUGGAGAUGUCAUUGGCUGCUGUGUCAACCUCAUCAACAACACCUGCUUCUACACAAAAAAUGGCCACAGUUUAGGUAUAGCCUUUACAGACCUCCCUUCAAACCUCUACCCUACAGUGGGUCUCCAGACUCCAGGGGAGAUCGUGGAUGCCAACUUUGGGCAGCAGCCCUUUGUGUUUGACAUUGAGGACUACAUGAGGGAGUGGAGGGCGAAGAUCCAGAGCACCAUUAAGCGGUUUCCCAUAGGAGACAGGCUGGGAGAGUGGCAAGCCAUGCUGCAGAAUAUGGUUUCCUCAUAUUUGGUCCAUCAUGGGUACUGUUCAACAGCAACUGCCUUUGCCAGAGUCACAGACACCACAAUCCAGGAAGAACAGACCUCAAUAAAGAAUAGACAAAGAAUACAGAAGCUAGUAUUAGCAGGCAGAGUGGGAGAGGCUAUAGAAGCCACCCAGCAGCUCUAUCCUGGCCUCCUAGAACAUAACCCCAACCUGCUCUUCAUGUUAAAGUGCCGGCAGUUCGUGGAGAUGGUGAACGGCACGGACAGCGAGGUGCGCUGCUUCAGCGCCCGCAGCCCCCGCUCCCAGGACAGCUACCCCGGCUCCCCCAGCCUGAGCCCCAGGCAUGGAUCCACCAACUCACACCUUCACAGUACUGGAGCAGAUAGUCCAACCUGUAGCAAUGGAGUCAUGUCCACAAAAAGCAAACAGAGUCACAGUAAAUACCCAGCACUGAGUUCAUCAUCUUCAUCUUCCUCCUCCUCUUCCCCUUCAUCUGUGAACUACUCGGAGUCCAAUUCCACAGAUUCUACCAAAUCUCAGCAGCACAGUAGUACGAGUAAUCAAGAAACCAGUGACAGUGAGAUGGAAAUGGAGGCUGAGCAUUACCCCAACGGAGUCCUGGAGAAUUCAUCCACCAGGAUAAUGAAUGGCACCUACAAACAUGAGGAGAUCCUGCAGACAGAUGAGUCCAGCAUGGAAGACAGCUGCCCCCAGAGGCAGCUCUGUGGAGGGAACCACGCUGCCACAGAGAGAAUGAUCCAGUUCGGGCGGGAGCUGCAGAUCCUGAGCGAGCAGCUUUGCAGAGAGUAUGGGAAGAACACCAUGCACAAAAAGAUGCUUCAGGAUGCCUUUAGCUUGUUAGCUUACUCAGACCCUUGGAACUGCCCUGUUGGCCAACAGCUGGACCCCAUCCAGAGGGAACCUGUGUGUGCUGCUCUCAAUAGUGCUAUUUUGGAAUCUCAGAACCUGCCAAAGCAGCCCCCGCUGAUGCUGGCCCUGGGCCAGGCCUCGGAGUGCCUGCGGCUGAUGGCGCGCGUGGGGCUGGGCUCCUGCUCCUUCGCCAGAGUGGACGAUUAUUUGCACUGACAGGAGCUGCCGUGGAGUGCUGCCCUUCACCCUCUGCUGCUGCCACUCUGCACCACCACCUCCUCCCUGCCACAAGCCCCUGUAGCACACACACACACACACACACACACACACACUGCCCGUGCCAGGACGGAGCGAGUCCCUCGCUGUGUGGCUGCUGUGACCCCGGGGAGCCUGGCGGGGCUGAGCCGUCUCCCUGCGCUCAGUAUUUCGCUGGUUAUUCUAAUGUAGCACCUUCUGAUGUAGGGAUUUUUUUCUCUUUUUUGUUUUUGAUUUGAGUUGUUUCUCAUGGUUCCACCGAUGUUUUAUCUGGAGAGUUUUGCUGAGCUGGUUUAUGCUGAUUUACUGAGGAAGUUCAUCAAGUUGGUGACAGCUUGUUCUUUUCUUCCCUUCUCCCUCCAUCGUGCACAUACAGCAUCAUCCGUGCUAGUAAUCAGAACUCUUCUCACAGUGGCAGUUCAGAGGGAAUUUUUUUUUUAUUUUAUUUGAAUCAUGUUUAUUAAAAAGGUCUCUUCCACCUCCA
This is a messenger RNA of Melospiza georgiana, 2350 nucleotides long. RefSeq names its product RAN binding protein 10 (gene RANBP10). The transcript has 14 exons. Gene Ontology annotation, biological process: cytoskeleton organization; cell surface receptor signaling pathway. The record is from RefSeq and is a predicted model, not a curated record. Gene Ontology annotation, molecular function: protein binding. The coding region runs from base 1 to 1827 and encodes 608 amino acids. NCBI's taxonomy places the organism in Eukaryota, Metazoa, Chordata, Aves, Passeriformes, Passerellidae. Gene Ontology annotation, cellular component: cytoplasm.